Messenger RNA from Punica granatum (pomegranate), 838 nucleotides. The record is from RefSeq and is a predicted model, not a curated record. Lineage: Eukaryota; Viridiplantae; Streptophyta; Magnoliopsida; Myrtales; Lythraceae.
ACAAUCGUAAUUUAGACCGGUGCUAAGUAGAAGGGUUCACCUUCUUCUCCCCCUUAAAACCCUAAGAGCUCGCAGCCGCCGACUGUCCACUGAUCUCUGCCACGUCAGAUUGCUGCUGCUCUGUAGGUAGGAUCUUCUCGUCCACCAAUGGCGCCUAAAGCUGAUGCUACCAAAAAGGCAGACCCGAAGGCUCAGGCCUUGAAGGCUGCGAAGGCAGUCAAAUCAGGGGCACCGACCUUCAAGAAGAAGGCUAAGAAGAUCAGGACAUCUGUCACAUUUCACCGCCCGAGGACCCUGAAGAAGGAGAGGAACCCCAAGUACCCACGUAUCAGCGCCCCUCCGAGGAACAAGUUGGACCAUUACCAAAUUCUGAAGUACCCGCUCACCACCGAGUCUGCAAUGAAGAAGAUUGAGGACAACAACACCCUUGUCUUCAUUGUGGACAUUCGUGCUGACAAGAAGAAGAUCAAGGAUGCAGUGAAGAAGAUGUAUGACAUUCAGACCAAGAAGGUCAACACUUUGAUCAGGCCCGAUGGCACGAAGAAGGCAUAUGUCAGGUUGACACCGGAUUAUGAUGCAUUGGACGUUGCCAACAAGAUUGGGAUCAUCUAAGUUAUAUAUACUGCUAGUUGGCUUUCCUUGUGGGAAGUGGUCUGUCUUGCUUGUAGGAUUCGAAGCUUACUUUGAGAGUUUUUGAAAUGGUUUUAAAUGCCAUAACUACUAUUUUUGACAGUUUGUUUCUGUUAAACAAGACAACAUUUAGAUUCCAGAAGUUUUGUAGCUUCACCAUUGUUCUUUUCUCGACUUCUAUUUACCGAUCCAAAGCAUUUCCUUUUAA